Diatraea saccharalis (sugarcane borer) is the source of this 1538-nucleotide messenger RNA. NCBI's taxonomy places the organism in Eukaryota, Metazoa, Arthropoda, Insecta, Lepidoptera, Crambidae. The record is from the annotation of a GenBank genome assembly.
CUUAUUUGUGUUGUGGUGUGGUUGUGUGUGAUGUUGUCAUGUCAAAGCAAUAUUAAUCUAUGUGUCAAAGACAUGAACAAAAUUUAACAAAAGAUGUGAAUAAACCGCAAAACAAUAAGUCACAAGAAAAUUUUAAACAUUAGACGACUGCAUCAUGGAGAGCAUUAAAACUUUUUCUGUAUCUCUUAUCAAAGGUUUCAUAGACAGCUUACGUGGUGUAACUGUGCUCUUGUAUUUAGAUAAGGAAAUCAAUGAGAGAGCUUUGAGGAGCUCCCCUUUAAUAGAUGUGGACACAAAACAGAAGAAACAGACCAAACCAAAACAGGAAUCAAAAGUACUUACAAGGGUGCUACAGUCAUGCAUCCUGAAUGGAUUUAUAUUUUUGCUAAGCAUAUUAGUGUUUGAGUAUGCAUUAUUGCCGGCGGUGAAGUACUUAGUGAUCAUAGUGUUUGGUCACAAUCCGGGUGUGGCUCACAAUGUUUGGGCGUGGAUGCAACCAUUCCUCUUGAUGACAUUCAGAAUGAUAUGGGUACUGCCAUUGUUUUUGUUGAGCAAACUCGUAAACAGUUUGUGGUUUCAGGAUAUCGCAGAUUCUGCUUAUAGACAUAGACGAGGUCGGCCACAGUUUAUGUCUAGUGUCAGUAAGAUAAUUGCUGAUUCUCUUUUCAGUUUGCUGGUGCAAGCUUUGUUUUUAGCUCAGAGCAUUCUAGUGAGUAUGCUGCCCAUCACGUACGUAGGCGAUCUAUUAUGCCUGGUACAUAUGUGCCUGCUAUACGCGCUGUACUCGUUUGAGUACAAGUGGUUCAACAUGGGCUGGGAGUUGCACAAGAGACUCACUUUCAUUGAAACCAACUGGCCUUACUUCUUGGGCUUCGGUUUGCCUUUGGCUGUGCUCACACAAAUACCACAGUCUUAUAUUAUAAGCGGUUGCGUGUUCUCUAUAUUCUUUCCAGUUUUUAUAUUAAGCGGCAACGAAGCAAGUCCAGUUGCUGGAUGUGAAUAUCCUCUACGAUUAUUCUCACCGGUGGUUGCGAUUUCAAAUGGAAUGUUCCGUUUCGUGAAACAGGGAGCCGAAGCUGUGACCCACAGGAGUAGGUGAUAUAACCUCCGCUGCGAAUGACAUAAGCGUUCUAUCAUAUAGUUACCAUACUGUUUCUAUUCAAAGAGAGGAAUAUAGAUUUGUAAACAAUCUUUUGUAUCUUUUAUUAUUGAAAAUAAAGUUUUUUUUUUUAAUAUACAAUUUGUAGUGAUUUUGUGUUUAGCUUAGUUAUAUUCAAUUAUAUUUUACUUAAAAUUGAUAAAGAGUUUGUUUACAUUUUUAUAUUUAAAUAAUUUGAAAAAUACUGUAUGUAUAAUCCUUACAUGACAAGAAUAACAUCGAAAAUAUACAGUUUGUUACUGUGCAGUUGUCUAGUGACCUUAAGCUUGUGUCUUUAAGAUCUAUUUUCCAAUACAUUUACUUUUCAAAUUAUUAUUUCAAUUUUAUGUAAGUAAUAUACAACGAUUUUGAACUUACAUUUCAUCUGUUCUAUUAUCAU